UCACACAAUACUUGUAUAAAAUUUGAUAUGAUGAUGAUGAUGAAUCAUAAUAUUUAUUGACUAGUUCAUACAGCAACAGCAGUCAAGUCUCAAUCCAGUGAAUUCAGUCGGUUCUAUUUGAGUGAGAAGAAACUAAAAAUAAAUAAACUCAGUUCAUCACCUGUUAUUUACUUUAAAAAUUAAUUAUACUUAUCAUUGUGUUGAUAAACAUUGAUUAUUUUGAUUAUUAAAUAUUAUUUUGAUAUCUGUAAAUAAGGUGAAUUUGUAUUAUAUUUUAUCAUGAGUUACUAUGGUAAUUAUCCUCAGCCUUGUGGCUAUGGAUGGAAUGAACAAGCAACACAACCUGCUGAUCCUGGUGAUGAUGUUUUUGUUAAAUCAGAAUGUGUUUCUAAACGUACAUUACCAUCAUUAUUUGCAAUUAAAGUGCUGGGAGAAAAAGGAUCUGGUCUACGAGCUCCUGGAUCUAUUCAGGAUUUUAAUCAACUACGUCAAGAAUGUCUAUCUGGUGGAUAUCUCUUUGAAGAUCCAGAAUUUCCAGCAAAUGAUUCAUCAUUGUUUUAUUCAAGACGACCAGAUCGUUAUAUAGAAUGGAAAAGACCAAUGGAAAUUGCUGCUAAUCCACAAUUAUUUGUUGAAGGAUUUUCAAGAUUUGAUGUACAACAAGGUGAACUUGGUGAUUGUUGGUUAUUAGCAGCUGUUGCUAAUCUCACCAUGUAUCAGCAUUUAUUUUUUCAAGUUGUACCUGAAGAUCAAGAUUUUGAUGAUAACUAUGCUGGGAUAUUUCACUUCAGAUUUUGGCAGUAUGGUAGAUGGGUAGAUGUUGUUAUUGAUGAUCGUUUACCAACUUACAAUGGUGAAUUAAUGUACUUACAUUCAGCUGAAAAGAGUGAAUUUUGGAGUGCAUUAUUGGAAAAAGCAUAUGCUAAACUUCAUGGUUCUUAUGAAGCAUUAAAAGGUGGUACAACAUGUGAAGCAAUGGAAGAUUUUACUGGUGGUGUUACAGAAAUGUAUCAAAUGGAAGAAACACCAUCAAAUUUAUUUAGUAUAUUAUUAAAAGCAUAUGAAAGAAAUUCAAUGAUGGGAUGUUCAAUUGAACCAGAUCCAAAUAUUUUAGAAGCUGAAACACCACAAGGUUUAAUACGAGGACAUGCAUACAGUAUAACUCGUGUUAAAUAUGUUACUAUUGAAACACCAAAUCAUCCAAAGGGUGGUCAAAUACCACUUUUACGUUUAAGAAAUCCAUGGGGUAAUGAGGCUGAAUGGAAUGGACCAUGGAGUGAUCAAUCACGAGAAUGGAGACUUAUACCAGAUGAUGAAAAAGAAGAACUUGGUUUAACAUUUGAUAUUGAUGGUGAAUUUUGGAUGUCAUUACAAGAUUUUAAAAAUUUUUUUACAAAUUUAGAAAUUUGUAAUUUAAAUCCAGACUCAUUGACUGAGGAUGAUUUAACUGCUGGUAAAAAAAGAUGGGAAAUGAGUGUAUUUGAGGGUGAAUGGGUUAGGGGUGUUACUGCUGGUGGUUGUAGAAAUUUUUUGGAAACAUUUUGUCAUAAUCCACAGUAUCGUAUUACACUUGAAUAUCCAGAUGAGGAUGAUGACAAGUGUACUGUUAUUGUUGCUCUUAUGCAAAAAAAUAGAAGAGCUCAAAGAAGAAUGGGAGCUGAUUGUUUGACAAUUGGAUUUGCAAUUUAUCAUCUGGAUCAUCCUGAUCGUUUACCAAAACCAUUGGAUAUUAAAUUUUUUAAAUACAAUGCAUCUGUUGCAAGAUCACCAUCAUUUAUUAAUCUUCGUGAAGUUAGUUGUCGUUUUAAACUUCCACCUGGUUCAUAUUGCAUUGUACCAAGUACAUUUGAUCCAAAUGAAGAAGGAGAAUUUCUUCUUCGUAUAUUUUCAGAAAAUAAAAAUAACAUGGAGGAAAAUGAUGAUAAUGUUGGUGUUGGUGAAAUUGAUGACAGGGUUCGUGAACAACCAGAGCCAAAUCGUGACGAGGAUAAAGUUCGUGAUUUCUUUAGAAAACUUGCUGGUGAUGAUAUGGAAGUAGACUGGAUGGAGUUGAAAGAAAUUCUUGAUUAUGCCAUGCGAGUCGACCUUCCAUCUUCCUCACAACCUACCGAGGCACGUCAUACAGCUCCAGAUAAUCCAGAAAAUGGCUCACUCAUCGAUACACUCAUCUCAAUACUGUGUGGUAUUAUAUGCAAUAAUGAGCAAUUUAAUAAAACUGAUAACGUUGUAGAAAUGCAUAAUGAAGGAUUUAGCAAGGAUAUUUGUCGUAGCAUGGUGGCAAUGAUGGAUACUGAUCAUUCUGGAAAACUUGGUUUUGAAGAAUUUAAAACAUUGUGGAGUGACAUUAGAAACUGGAGGGCAGUAUUUAAAAUCUAUGAUAAAGAUAGUAAUGGUUAUUUGAAAUCAUUUCAAUUAAGAGAUGCUCUUUAUAGUGCUGGAUACAGAUUAAACAAUCAUGUUCUAAAUAUUCUUGUUCAUAGAUAUGGAACAAAAGAAGGUUUAAUACAUUUUGAUGAUUUUAUUAUGUGUGCUGUUAGAAUAAAAACAAUGAUUGGUAAGAAUGACUUUGAAUUCGAUGGAGAUGAAGCCUUUGCUGAUUAUUAAAAAAAAAUUAUGAAUAAUAUAAAAAAAAACAAACAUCUUUCGUGAACGAGAUCCUGAUCAUACUAAUUCAGCAACUUUUACAAUGGAAGAGUGGGUGGAAAAAACACUGUACUCAUAAAAAGUUGAUUAAUCAAUUAUCGCUAUUCAUUAUUAUAUAUUAAUACUCGGUUGUUAUGAUAAAAUGUCAUUGAUACUUGCAUUAACAGUAUCAAUCUUUUCAUUAUAAUUAACAUUUAAUUAUUACUAAUUUAAUCUAACAUGUGUCUAUCUGGUAUAUUGCAUUUUUUUCGUAUAAGAAAUUUAAAAAAAAAAAAAACAAAAUUCAUCAUGUUUUCGUACUUUGUUGUUAACUCUUAAUAUAUAUUUCAUCAGGGAAUUUAUAGAGUGUUAAUAUAUAUUCUAUAAGUUAUUUGUAUG
Molecule: messenger RNA, 3021 nt
Organism: Aphidius gifuensis
Lineage: Eukaryota; Metazoa; Arthropoda; Insecta; Hymenoptera; Braconidae
Gene: Calpb
Product: calpain-A
Exons: 11
Coding region: 280-2604 (774 amino acids)
Biological process (GO): proteolysis
Cellular component (GO): cytoplasm
Molecular function (GO): calcium-dependent cysteine-type endopeptidase activity; calcium ion binding
Source: RefSeq, a predicted model, not a curated record